This is a messenger RNA of Malassezia globosa CBS 7966, 1284 nucleotides long. RefSeq lists its product as uncharacterized. The transcript is spliced from 3 exons. Gene Ontology annotation, biological process: endoplasmic reticulum to Golgi vesicle-mediated transport; retrograde vesicle-mediated transport, Golgi to endoplasmic reticulum. Gene Ontology annotation, cellular component: COPII-coated ER to Golgi transport vesicle; endoplasmic reticulum; Golgi membrane. The record is from RefSeq and is a predicted model, not a curated record. Lineage: Eukaryota; Fungi; Basidiomycota; Malasseziomycetes; Malasseziales; Malasseziaceae. Bases 1 to 1284 code for a protein of 427 amino acids.
AUGGGGCCAGGUGCAUUUUUUGGCCAGCUACGUGGGCUGGAUGCCUUCGGACGUAUGUCCGAUGAUGUUCGGAUUCGCACCAAUGUGGGGGCAUUGCUCACGCUUACGAGUGCACUAAUGAUUCUUGUUCUCAUUGUGAGCGAGUUCCUCGACUACCGCCGUGUGCAAACAAGUCCGCGCCUAGAGGUCGACUUGAGCCGCGGCGAGCGUUUGGCGGUGCAAUUCAACGUGACGUUCCCUCGGAUCCCCUGCUAUUUGCUAUCACUGGACGUCGUGGACGUCGUGGGCGAGACUCAAAUGGACGUGCAUCAUGACGUUGAACGGCGCCGAUUGGACGAGACAGGCAAGCCUGUGUCCGAAGAAGUGAUCCGUGAACUGGAGAGUGAGGCGAAACGGGUUAUUGCGGAGCGUGGACCGGACUACUGUGGUGACUGUUACGGUGCCGAUCCUCCAGAAGGUGGGUGCUGUAACUCGUGUGAUGCUGUGCGAGAGGCCUAUAUGCUCCACAACUGGUCAUUCACUUCGCCGGAUGACAUUGAGCAAUGUGCGCAAGAACAUUGGUCCGAGCAUGUGCGAGAACAGAACCACGAAGGAUGCAACAUUGCAGGCGAGGUACGCGUGAACAAGGUCGUGGGCAACUUGCAUUUUAUCCCCGGCCGCACCUUCCAUCGCAACGACAUCCACACGCACGAUCUUGUGCCAUAUUUGCACGGAACAGGCGACGACGUUCACCACUUUGGCCACAAGAUUCACCGUUUCAGCUUCGGCAUGGAAGACGAGUUCGCCAUCGAGCGUACGUCGCGAGGAAGGCGACAGGGCCCCCUCAAGAACCGCAUGGGCAUUAAAAAUGCCCUCGAGGGCCGCUCCGCCAAGACACUCAGCAGCAAUUACAUGUUCCAGUACUUCUUAAAGGUCGUGCCGGUGGAAGUGCACAAGCUGAAUGGGCACGAGAUGAGCACGUAUCAAUACAGUGCGACGUCAUACGAGCGAAAUCUGGAAGACUUUGACCGCGGCGGACAGAUGAGUGGGCACAUCGUGCGGAUGAUCGAGGGCAUCCCCGGCGUCUACUUCAACUACGAAAUUUCGCCACUGCGUGUCAUUCAGACCGAAUGGCACCACUCGAUAUGGCACCUUGUAUCGAAUUUGUUCGCCUUGAUUGGUGGAAUCGUCACUGUCGCUGGCCUGAUUGACGGCGCUAUAUAUCGGUCUCGUCGUACGUUCAAUAUAGUUCGUGGCUAUGGGGAUGACUCUGAGGGGCUCAGCAUGGAGGCUAAGCUGCUGUAA